This is a messenger RNA of Hipposideros armiger (great roundleaf bat), 1267 nucleotides long. RefSeq names its product carbonic anhydrase 4 (gene CA4). Bases 178 to 1104 code for a protein of 308 amino acids. The transcript has 8 exons. The record is from RefSeq and is a predicted model, not a curated record. Gene Ontology annotation, molecular function: carbonate dehydratase activity; zinc ion binding. Gene Ontology annotation, cellular component: plasma membrane. NCBI's taxonomy places the organism in Eukaryota, Metazoa, Chordata, Mammalia, Chiroptera, Hipposideridae.
AGGACGCGGGGAGGGGAGGCUCCGCUAAGGGGAGGAGCCGCUACCCGCGCCCCGCUGUCGGGGAUCCCUCCCGUCGCGGCUCCGCUAUAAAAUCCCGGGCCCGCCUGGUCGCGGCACCCGCGGCGGCCUCCUCCGAGCGCGACCCCCGGCUUGGAGGCGACUUUGCUCCUGCGCAGGAUGCGGCUGCUGCUGGCGCUCCUGGCCCUCGCCACCGCCCGGCCCUUGGCCCGCGCAGAGUCAGACUGGUGCUAUGCGAUUCAAGCCAAGGUCUCCUCCGACACCUGCUUGGGACCGGACAAGUGGGGUGGCAACUGCCAGAAGGACCGCCAAUCCCCCAUCAACAUUGUCACCACCAAGGCACAGUUGGACCCAAACCUGGGACGCUUCUCCUUCUCUGGCUACGACAAGAAGAAAAAGUGGACUGUCGAAAACAAUGGGCACACAGUGAAGAUGUGGCUGGGAGACGGGGUCACAGUUGCUGGAGGAGGACUGGCCUCCCAGUACCGGGCCAAAGAGCUGCACCUGCACUGGUCCAAGGUGCUGGAUGCAGGUUCGGAGCACAGCCUGGAUGGGGAGCACUUUGCCAUGGAGAUGCACAUAGUACAUAUGAAAGACACGGGGACAUCAAGGGACGAGAAAGAGGACCAAAAUAAGAUCGCAGUGCUGGCCUUCCUGGUGGAGGCUGGAUCCAAGAAUGAAGGCUUCCGGCCCUUUGUGGAGGCGCUGUCUGAUAUCCCCAGACCCCACAUGAACACCACGUUAAAAGAGAGCAUCAGCCUGUUAGACCUGCUCCCCAAUGAGGAGAAGCUGAGGUGCUACUUCCGCUACCUGGGCUCACUCACCACGCCGAGCUGUGACGAGAUAGUUGUGUGGACUGUGUUCAGGGAGCCCAUUCAGCUCCACAGGGACCAGAUCUUUGCGUUCUCUGAGAAGCUGUACUAUGACAAAGAACAGAAACUGGGAAUGACAAACAACGUCAGGCCCCUGCGGUCCCGGGGGAAGCGCCAGGUGUUCAAGUCCCAGGCCCCAGGACGGCUGCUGCCCUUGCCGCUGCCCACCCUGCUGGUCCCCAUGCUCACCUGCCUGAUGGCUGGCUUCCUCUGAUGAUGGCUCUCUUCUGGACACUUGACUUCUGACUUCAGCCCUUGGAGGUCUUGGGCCUCUCUUCCACAGGCUUCCCAGGUUGGACUUUAAUGAUUAAAAUAUGGAUAUAUAUUUGGGCCAGCCGGGUGGCUCAGUUGGUUAGAGUGCGAGCUCUGAGCAACAG